Nelumbo nucifera (sacred lotus) is the source of this 2319-nucleotide messenger RNA. RefSeq lists its product as uncharacterized. Lineage: Eukaryota; Viridiplantae; Streptophyta; Magnoliopsida; Proteales; Nelumbonaceae. Gene Ontology annotation, biological process: regulation of GTPase activity. The record is from RefSeq and is a predicted model, not a curated record. Gene Ontology annotation, molecular function: small GTPase binding; GTPase activator activity.
CACUCAUUCAACAUCAUCGCCAUCAUCAACGUUUUCCUGCUCUGUAACGCAAAAAUAAAAAAUAAAUAAUAAUAAAACACCUUCACAAAGACCCCAUUCGCGAUCCUCAAACCAUAAUCUCCAUGAAAGUUUCAGUUCAUACCACCUAUUUUCCCGUCGUAUCUCCUUACACUUCAAGCUCUAAUUGCAAAAAUGUCGGUUUUUACGUCGCAUAUAUCCUUCUUUCAGUCCUUCAUGGCUUCAAAAUUACCUGCUAUUCUUAAAAUAUCUUGUUCUUGAGUUCAGACAAUAUCCAUCUCUAGAAUCUUUUUUUCCGAUUUCCUGUGCGAGAAAAAAAAACGUGUCUGUUGCCUGAGAAAACUGGGUUUUGUUAUUUUUGCUUUGUUAAAAAUUUUCUGCGUGUUUCGAAAAAAAUAAGUCAUUAAAAAAGUCACUUUUUCUUCGGAUUCAAGCUUUGAUGGUGGACAAAGUGCCUUUCAUGGCUUCCAAAAGGCUUUUUUUAUUUUUUGGUAAUUUAAAUCGUUCCUGUAAAUGUUUUUUCAACUCCCUUUGAAUACCAUUUCAAAUGACCAGUUCUUGCCUUCUAACCUCAUCAAUUUUCAAACUUCAUUUUUUUUCUCUUUUUCAUAAAAUUGGGUCUCUUGAUAGCUUGAAGAACCUGGGAAUUUCUCAGUCUCCAUUGCUAUUAACUCCAAAUUCUUCUUCCAGUUGAGAGACUGCAGGCUGCAGCAACCCCCAUCCACAACCAAUCAAAAUCUUCUCCACCUUGGUCGAUCUCUGCAACUGUAAGAAAUGCAAGGAGCCCAACCCAGAACAGAAAUUUCCCACGAAUUCCAAGCCCAAAUUCAAUAUUACAGACCAAGCAUCCAUACCAGGAGGGCAAACCUUACUGUGAAAUUUCAAGACCUUUAUGGGUUUACCGUAGAAGGGAAUGUCGACGAUGUGAACGUAUUGAACGAGGUGAGGGAGAAGGUGAGGCAGCAGGGUCGUGUUUGGUGGGCAUUGGAGGCCAGCAAAGGCGCAAAUUGGUAUCUGCAGCCUCAGAUUUCUUCUGAAGGCAUCGUCGUAUCCCCUCUUAAAUUGUCCGCCCUCAACAACGCAAUCACAUUGAAGAAGCUAAUCAGGAAGGGAAUCCCACCUGUCCUACGGCCUAAGGUCUGGCUUUCGGUGUCUGGGGCGGCCAAAAAACGGUCGACGGUGCCCGAGAGUUAUUACGAUGACUUGAUCAAGGCUGUUGAGGGGAAGGUUACACCUGCUACUCGGCAGAUCGACCAUGAUCUACCACGGACUUUCCCUGGUCAUCCAUGGUUGGACACUCCAGAGGGUCAUGCAGCUCUUCGACGAGUCCUUGUUGGGUAUUCUUUCCGGGAUUCAGAUGUUGGGUAUUGUCAGGGUUUGAACUAUGUGGCAGCGUUAUUGUUGCUAGUGAUGAAAACAGAAGAAGAUGCAUUUUGGAUGCUUGCUGUCCUCUUGGAAAAUGUACUCGUGAAUGACUGCUACACAGACAACUUAUCAGGCUGCCAUGUUGAACAAAGGGUAUUCAAAGAUUUGCUUACUAAGAAGUGCCCAAGAAUCGCAGCUCAUUUGGAAGCUUUGGAAUUUGAUGUCUCUCUUGUUGCCACUGAGUGGUUUCUCUGCCUCUUCUCUAAGAGCUUGCCUUCAGAGACGACUAUGAGGGUCUGGGAUGUCCUUUUCAAUGAAGGAGCUAAGGUCUUGUUCCAUGUAGCUUUGGCCAUCUUCAUGAUGAAGGAAGAGGAGUUGUUGAUGACCUAUCAGAUUGGCGAUGUGCUCAAUAUCCUACAGAGAACAACCCAUCAUCUCUUUGAUCCUGAUGAAUUAUUGACAGUAGCCUUCGAUAAGAUUGGAUCAAUGACUACCAACACUAUAACAAAGCAACGCAAGAAGCAAGAGCCUGCAGUAAUGGCAGAGCUUGAUCAAAGACUGAGACGGUUAAAUUCUUUUCAAUCGAAUGACAAAUAACCCGCUGCAAAUAACAAAGCAAUCACAUGAUGUGUUAUCUCAAACACCCCGGCGAGAGUCCACUGCCCCUUGUGGGUUGGGGUGAGGCCGUGAGGUUACACUCCACAUCAUCACAAGGAUAUAUAGAGGUGAAAGUGAAACUUUUCUUUUUUUCUUUCUUUCUUUUUCCUGGCUUUAGUCGGGGCGAAUGUAAAGUCUGAACGCUGAAAAUAUUUAUACAACUUUGCAUUCCAAACCAGGGCUGUGGUGAUAAUUUAUCCGCCCUGUAAUUGGAUUGGAAUUCAGUAUCAUGCCUUCCGUUUAGGUUGAGCGAGACUCAAUACCAAUAAUUCCGGUGUA